Molecule: messenger RNA, 366 nt
Organism: Quercus lobata
Lineage: Eukaryota; Viridiplantae; Streptophyta; Magnoliopsida; Fagales; Fagaceae
Exons: 2
Coding region: 4-366 (120 amino acids)
Source: RefSeq, a predicted model, not a curated record
UCUAUGCCCAAGCUUUCAUACUCCUCUCCCCUAAGCGGGGAAGAAAAAAUGCUAUUGCAUCUUGAAGUUGCUGGGAAAGCGUUAUAUGUACUGGUCCUCGUUGUUUUUCUACUUUUGUAUUUAGGAGAGUGGAAACGUAAUCGCAGAGGUGGUCGCCAUGUCCAAACUACUGGGCGUGCCAACUUUGUCGGUGGUGAUGGUGAUAAUGGGGGCGAAACCAUCAGCGGCCAAAUUGCUAGCGAAGUUCAUGCCAUUGUCGAUGAUACAAUGGGCGGCCAAUUCGCUGGGGAAGUCCGUUUCGAUGUCGCCGGUGAUGAUGAUGGUGGCACCAUCAGCGGCAAAAUAGCUAUGAUCCAACUUCACUAG